Molecule: messenger RNA, 3408 nt
Organism: Blastomyces dermatitidis ER-3
Lineage: Eukaryota; Fungi; Ascomycota; Eurotiomycetes; Onygenales; Ajellomycetaceae
Product: RNA polymerase II Mediator complex subunit Sin4
Exons: 10
Coding region: 223-2979 (918 amino acids)
Biological process (GO): positive regulation of DNA-templated transcription
Cellular component (GO): mediator complex
Molecular function (GO): protein binding
Source: RefSeq, a predicted model, not a curated record
CACGGAUGAUAUAGUUAUUUAUAUUGACCUACAUGGUUGUUUUAUGAUGGACAAGACUAUAUAUCUAUAUAUAUAGGUUCGUUCUCUUACCAAAACUUAUCCUUUGUAAGGGAUAUCAAAUUGCGAUUCCAGCUCUAUGCAGCCGGCUGCCAAAAGCUUAGAGCGCUAGACUGCGCACCGACGCUACCUGUGGAGAGGGGAUUUUAAGGGGGAAAUCUUAGGAUGCCUAUGAUCAUGGAGGACAGUAUCGAUGUAGAUGAUCUUUUCGGGGAUCCAACCUCCCUAGAGCUGGGGCUGGAAGGCGCCGCACCUACCAUCAAGGGCCUACCUCAAAGAUUAGACGAGCUUCGGCUUUCGGGUUGUUCCCAAAAAAUUGCGUGGUCUAAACUUGGGGCAAUUGCGUACGUCUCACAAGAUGGCCAGAAAGUCCUACUACGUUGUCUUCACUGCAGACCUGAUAACGGCAAAUGGACGCUGAGUGAAGAAUCCCCCAUUAAUCAAAUCGUCGACAUCCAUGGCGGCCACACCGUGGUCCAUCUUCUCUGGAACGAGAGUGGCUCCGAGCUGGCCAUCGUGGAUAGCUGUGGCCGAAUCGCGAUUGUCACCAUUAUGAUGUCGCUGAAUACCGUUAAUCAGCCGCGUCAGGCCUCAAUAGAUCCCGAUGAUGACUUGGCGCAGCCGGUUGGAUUGAUGUGGUUAAAUUUGAACCGACCGCUAUUUGGUUUUCAUAAAGCGACACGGACGAAUAACAACAGGUGGAAUUAUCCGGCAUAUCGGCGUCGCCCCUUAGGGCCCCUGCAUCCUGUAAAUAAGUCAGCUCUCGUCAUGGUGACGAAAUCUGGUUAUAUCAAGCUCAUCUAUCAGAAUCCAGACUUGAGGUGGGGAGAGAUCUCCUCGGAAUUGAAAACUGUUGGAUAUCUAGAUGGGCUGCUGACACACGCUGCUCUGGCACCGGCUGAAGGAAGUGGAAUUUCUAUCGCCACCCACUCAGCAUGUGGGAAAGUGUGUUUCUACCGUGUCCAGGUUAAAUGGGAUCCCCCAGAAUGGGAUCAAACGAUAAAGCCAGGAGGUGGCUCAAUCGCCUUUCCAACACCCGCUUUCCAGGUUUUACAUACCAAGACUGAAGUCCUAAGCGCUGUUUUUCACCCGCCGGCGCACGACAUGGAUAAUAUCACAGGCUUCUCACCCCCGAAUGGAGCAAUAUAUAAUCUCACCCAUCUUGAAAUAAUAACGGCACCUCAGCUCCUUCCUAGCACACAGGCUGCUACUGGCCCCUGCAUACUAGCCGUUGCAUCCAUUUCACCCCAGAAUCAGCUUGGUCAGCCACCUCCCUGUGGACUUUCAAGCGUCCUUGUCCGCUGGCAGCUAGACACUAUGGCGCAGGCCCUACACCCAAGUUUUGAUGAUGUGGUGUCAAAGAAAACGGCCUCUAACCCCAAGUCUAAAAUAAUCUUCAGAAGACUGGACGACAUAUAUUUCGAAAGAUAUGUCGUCUCGAUUGACUACACGGAAGCUAGUAGCGUGCUUGCCAUUACACACGACGAUAGCUCCAUUUCUUUUUUUGAGGCUAGAUCCAUGAGGCCCAUCACUGAGAAUGAAGAUGGUAACACUGUGACAAGCAUGCCAAAUGCCGGAUUCACCUUUCCAAUCGACGCGUCAGGCCUCCACAUUGCAUUUUCGCCAAGUGGCUGUAUAGCGGCAGUCCUCGACGGGGAGGGACAAUUUCAUUUGCGAUAUAUGGAGCAUUCGUUUGGAAUGGAAGAUGGGAUGUAUGAUAGCGGCAAAUUCACAUGCGCAAUAGCGGCUUUGGCAUUGGGAUAUGUUCGGGCCUGUGGGAGUGAUGCCAGUGCAGAUGACAUUCUUGCUGUCAUCGUAAGACAGCUAAAUCCUGAUGCGCAAAGAACAUUUGUCACCGAAGUGUAUUCAAUUUUAUUCACGAGUGUCGACUUUACCGAGCACGAUAAACUCGUGAACAAUCAAUCCAUCCAAAAGGGCCUCAGUAUGCAAGCAGUUCUUGGUUUCAGAUCUCGGUUCCAGCCACGAGCUCCAUCCUCCACCGUGUCGUGGAUCAUAUUAAACAUUCGGCAGAUCAUGGUGCUACUUUUGACAGUUUCGCAUUACCUCAAGAACGGCAAGGAUUCCACCCCUUCGGAGCCGGAGGUUCUCCGCAUGGUUUUGGGAAAUGUCAAGUGGAUCCUCGAUCUUGCAAAGUACUUGGUCGACGACCUCCUCGAAAUUGCGGAUACAAUACCGGCGGACCGAACCUCAUUUACUUUAUCAAGCAAGACCUACGAAUCCCCUUCCCUCAUCCUCGUCCUUUCCAGCAUCCCCCGCUCAUUCCUCCGCCACAUAUUCCGCUACCUCGGCCGUUUUCCCCUAACAUUCAAAGCUGCCAACAACCUAAGCGGCGAAUCCUACCAACUCUUCGCCAGCAUCAACGAUACAAUUGACCAAUCCUCCCUAAAACCCGACGUCUGCGAGAAAAUGCUCGCACACAUCGACAGCAUCGUCACCCGGACUUACGAAGCUGCCGGGUUUGGGAGCGCGGAGCGAAACGCACCUGAGCGCGAGAUGCUAAUCACAUGCAGCAUCCCGCCGGUGCUCCAACCAGCCGUCAUGUCCAUAUUGACAGAGACGGUGCCGCUGGUAGUACGGCCGGGGGUAGAGAGGAUGGCAUUGGCGCUAUACGACUAUAGCUGGCUUGGGAUUGGGGAUGACAAGCGCACGGAGCUCUUUAAGCGGACGCAUGAUGUGGACAUUUUGAAGAAGAAUGUGGGUAAGGUGUUGGAUGCAACGGUGGCGAAGAGGAGGUGUGUACGCUGCUGUGAAGUUUCGGAGGAUACAUGCCUGCCCCGGUCGGCUUCUAUGUAUAGGCUGAUUGGGAAGAUUGGGGUUUUGAGGACGUGUGUUUGUGGGGGCUCAUUUGCGAUGGAGAAUGUGGAGGCGUUGGAUCGGGUGUCGCUCCCGGUGUAUAGGUAACACGUACGUAGUCUCAUUUUUAUAUUUUAGGGGUAUUAUUUGAUCUUGGAGUGAAGGGGUGGUUCUUCUUCGGAAUCAAGGGAUAGGCGUAGAAGAAAUGGUAAGAUAUUUGUAUUUUAAAAGCAGGACAUUCCAUUAUAUUUCGUUUACACACCGCGUUGGGAUCCGCAAGCAAUCAGAGAUGGAUAAAUACCCUGCCUGUACUGUGUAGAGAAGGGGUAACUUGCGGUGCUAGAAGUCUGGGGUGACCACUGGGAGUAAGUUUGCGGAGGCCUUGAGUGGGAAGCCUAGAGUUGUUCAUCGACCGUAGGUUGAAUCCAUCGCGGUUUCGGAGGUUGACAAUAUGAAAAUUGGAGACUGUUGAAACUCGUGAAACUAGCCGCUUCUGAGAUGGUAAUUGGAUGUUGUAGUGCUGUAAGUAGCUUUUUC